Messenger RNA from Puntigrus tetrazona (Sumatra barb), 5520 nucleotides. RefSeq names its product cell division cycle and apoptosis regulator 1 (gene ccar1). Gene Ontology annotation, cellular component: nucleus. The record is from RefSeq and is a predicted model, not a curated record. Lineage: Eukaryota; Metazoa; Chordata; Actinopteri; Cypriniformes; Cyprinidae. Bases 184 to 3903 code for a protein of 1239 amino acids. Gene Ontology annotation, biological process: regulation of DNA-templated transcription. The transcript is spliced from 26 exons.
GCCGCCACAACAGCAGCUAGCUUGCACGCUCACGUACGGGCUGAAGUUUUAUUAUUCGAUAUUAAUGCUUCCUCGUGCGCUCGACUGCGUGUUAUUCUGCGCACGCUGUGCACACUUUUGAGGCGUGGAGGAGACUAGAAAUAAUCUGCCGCGCGGUCCAGCAGAAAACGUGAGCAGGUCUCCAUGGCCCAGUUCGGGGGGCAGAAGAACCCUCCGUGGGCGGCCCAGUUCGCCGCAACAGCGGUGUCACAGCCCGGCCACUCAGGACAGUCACUGGACCUGAACAGUUUACAUUCUUUAGGAGUGCAGCAGCCGUCCCUCUUGGGAGCGUCUCCUAUGUACACUCAGCAGUCGGCUUUAGCAGCGGCUUCCCUCAACACGCAGUCAGCUGCCAACUACCAGCUCUCUCAGCAGACCGCAGCGCUCCAGCAGCAGGCCGCUGCAGCCGCCGCCGCCGCGUUACAGCAGUCUCAGAUCAAUUCAGCCCUGCAGCAGUAUCAGCAGCAGCAACAACAGCAGCAGCAGCAGCAGCCACCUCAAGCCCCCCCACCGCAACCUCCACCUCAGCAAACUCUUUACAACGUCCCACAUCAGCUUCCACAACCCCAACAAGCCCUGCUAUCACAGCCCCCUGUUGCCUUGCCCACCAGCCUGAGCCUGUCCAACCCGCAGCAGACGGCGCAGAUAACCGUAUCCUACCCGACCCCGCGCUCCAGCCACCAGCAGCAGACCCAACCCCAAAAGCAGCGCGUUUUCACCGGAGUCGUCAGCAAGCUACACGAUACCUUCGGCUUUGUGGAUGAGGAUGUCUUCUUCCAGCUCAGUGCGGUUAAAGGGAAGACGCCCCAAGUGGGCGAUCGUGUUCUGGUGGAAGCUGUCUACAAUCCCAACAUGCCUUUCAAGUGGAAUGCCCAGCGCAUCCAGACCUUACCUCAGCUGCCCAACCAAACGCACCAGCCGCCUCAGCCCUUACCUCAGGUUUCCCCACAGCUGUCCAGCUUUUACUCUGAAGCAGGAAUGCAGCGCUACUCUGACAUGCACUCUGCGGUGGAUUCAAGACAAAAUAGCCAACCACCAGGUCCAAACAUGAUGAAACCCGGUCCCACCAUGCUGCAGUCUCUACCCCCUCCCACCACGUUCAGCGUCCCGGCCCAGGGACCUCCUCCGUCUCUUCUGCAGGCCCAGCUCUCAGCUGCCUCUCUGGCCCCACUGCUGCAGAAUCCCCCACAGCCCCUGCUGCCCCAGCCUCCCCCUAAAGACUCGGUGUUCUCCGGAGGUUUGCUGCAGCCCCCGGUGCGAAUGAUGCCUCAGCCACAACAAGUGAGGCGUGUGGACCCUUCACCCCGCUUCCCCAGCCGCGGUGACCGACCAGAACUCAUCCUGAGGAAGGACGAUCGCAGUCGGGAAAGAGACAGAGAGCGAAGGAGAUCAAGAGAACGUUCCCCCACACGUAAGCGCUCUAGAGACCGGUCUCCUCGCAGAGAACGCUCUCCAAGACGGCCGCGCAGAGUUGUCCCAAGAUAUACUGUGCAGUUCUCCAAAUUCUCUCUCGAUGGUUACAACUGUGACAUGAUGGAGUUGCGGCGGAGGUAUCAGAGCCUCUACAUUCCCAGUGACUUUUUUGAUGCUGUGUUUACCUGGGUAGACGCCUUUCCCUUGACACGACCUUUCACCUUUGGAAACUACUGUAACUUCCACAUCAUGCAUAAAGAGGUGGACUCUCUGGUGAAGAACACGGCUGUGCUGGACCCACCUGAUGCCAAUCACACCUACAGCGCAAAGGUAAUGCUGCUGGCCAACCCUAGUCUAGAUGAACUGUAUCAUAAGUCCUGCGCUCUGGCUGAAGAUCCACCAGAGACGAGAGACUCCUUCCAGCACCCUGCCCGCCUCAUCAAGUUCCUGGUGGGGAUGCGGGGCAAAGACGAGGCCAUGGCCAUCGGGGGUCACUGGUCUCCCUCUUUGGAUGGGGCCGACCCGGAAAACGAUGCCUCGGUGCUUAUAAAGACAGCCAUACGUUGUUGUAAGGCUCUGACAGGCAUUGAUCUGAGUUUAUGUACCCAGUGGUAUCGUUUUGCAGAGAUACGCUAUCACCGCCCUGAGGAGACUCACAAAGGGCGGACAGUCCCCGCACAUGUGGAGACAGUGGUUUUAUUUCUCCCGGAUGUUUGGCAUUGUCUUCCUACCCGCUCAGAGUGGGAGGGCCUGUCCCGUGGACUCAAGGAGCAGCUGGCAGAGAAACUCUUGGCUGAACGGAAGGAGGCUGAUGGAGAACAGGAGGAGGAGGAUAAGGACGAAGAUGAUUCAAAGGAAGUUACUACGCCCACUCACUGGUCUAAGCUUGAUCCGAAAUCCAUGAAGGUCAAUGACUUGCGCAAGGAGUUGGAGAGCCGUUCACUGAGCUCUAAAGGGCUGAAGUCUCAGCUGAUCGCUCGUCUCACCAAACAGCUGAAGGUGGAGGAGCAGGUGGAGGAGUCCAAGGAGCCGGAGAAGCCUGAACCUCCUAGCGUGGAGGAGGAUGAGUCCUGCAGACUGGAGGAUGACCGAGAGGAAGAGGAAAGAAAGCGGCAGGAGGAGCAGGAACGCCAGCGCAGGGAGAGACGUUAUGUGCUGCCAGAUGAGCCCACCAUUAUUGUCCAUCCCAACUGGGCUGCUAAGAACGGCAAAUUUGACUGCAGCAUCAUGUCCUUGAGUGUGCUGCUGGAUUACAGACUGGAGGAUAAUAAAGAGCACUCCUUUGAGGUUUCUUUGUUUGCUGAAUUAUUCAAUGAGAUGCUUCAACGAGACUUCGGCUACAGGAUCUACAAAGCGCUGGCUUCUCUUCCGAACAAGGAUGAGAGGAAAGAUAAAAGAGAGAAAGCUAAAAAAGAUGCCGAAAGGAGGGACGUAAAGAAAGAGAAGGAUGAAGAAAAUGGAGAGCCGGCCACAAAGAGAAUGAGAGAGGAGGAUGACAAGAGGAAGGAUGAAGAGAAGGAAAGAGGCAUGAAGAGAGAAGAGUCCAAAGAUGACGAUGAUAAUGAAGACGGCAGCAGCAACAACAACGCUGAUGAGUAUGACCCACUGGAGGCAGAAGACGCCGACGACUACGAUGACGACGAUAAAGAUGAUGAAGACUCAAAUGGCAGAGACAGAAGAGACGACCGGCGAGACGAACGGAAGUCCAAAGAGAGGUCAUCUAAAGAUAAAGAUGAGAAGAAAAAGCAGAUGGUGACGUUUAACAAGGAUCUGCUGAUGGCCUUUGUGUACUUCGACCAGAGUCACUGCGGCUACCUGCUGGAGAAGGACUUGGAGGAGAUCAUGUACACGCUGGGCUUGCAUCUCUCCAGAGCUCAGGUGAAGAAAUUGUUGAACAAACCAUUGGUCAGAGAGUCUUGCCAUUAUCGCAAACUAACGGACAGACCUAAGGACGAGCCCAGUCCCACGUUGACAUCUGAUGCUCUGAUAGACAACCUUUUAGGUAACCAAAGCCUGCUGCCCAGUCUGAAGAUCAAGCGGGAAUCAGAGGACAGCGGCGAGUCGUCUAGUCUAAUCGUCUACAAGGGAGCCAUGGUGGAUGUGGGGAGCAUGAUGCAGAAGCUGGAGAAGAGUGAGAAAACCCGAGAGGAAAUUGAGCAGAAGCUCAUGCAGCAGGACAUUAAAAUGGAGGACGAUUCAAAGCAUAUAACGGAGCUGGAGGCAGCGAGCCGCAGCCUUCAGAAGGAGUUGGAGGAGGUGAAGAACAAUCUCAGAGAGACGGAGAACACCCUGAGAGCCUCAGACCAGCAGAAAGGCAGCUACGAACAACAGCUCCACAGCACCGUGUCCAGCCUCGACACCGUCAUGAAGGAGCUACAGAGCGUUUUAUCACACGGUGACCCUUCAGACGACCGUGACCAAAAAACCCAAGCUAAUGGCUCAGACGAGUGAACGUCCCUCUCCAAGCUCACCCGCCGCGUCUAAUCUCCCUUCGAAUGUGUAAAUAAGCCGAAAACUAACACAAUUCUAAAGCUCAUUUUAUUUUCAUCUUUCGUUUCUGUGUACAAACGUUUUAAUGACAGUGGAGGCGAACUCUCUUUUUCCUCAUGAUUCUAUAUUUGAAAGUAACUUCGAUUUUGGAAAUUACUACACUUUGACAAGUUCACGUUUGAUUUGCGAAAGCGUUUUUUGGUUGUUAAUCCGUUUAAGCUUUAUUUCGGCCUUUCGUUGCUAGUCGUUUUAACACACCUUGCUAUAUCAGCAUAUUUCAUUGUUGAAAUAAUACAUGACUUGUGCCAGUAUGUGACUUAUUAGCAGAGUUUAUUUAGCAAUAAAAGUGUUAUUUAUGUUUAAAUCCGAUGUUAGAAACGGCGAUUAGGAUUUUAUUAGGACCUAUGUGAAGCUGCUUUCUGAUAUUUUGCGUUGUUCCGUGACAAACAGUGAUCGAAAACACGUUUUGUUUCAUGUCUUUUGUUAGUUUUGGUCACAUCCGAGCAUGCAUCUAAAUGAGCGCAUGCACAUCAGCUCGAUUCCUGAAUAAUAUUCUUGCAGACUUUUUUUUCUUCUUCUUCUUCUUCUUUUGAUCUCGAUGUUUUGUUCAGUGAUCUCUGUGUAAUCCUACCAGGGUUGCUUUGCGUGAAUGGGGCCAUGUUCUUUGUCGUUUCAAACAAAACCAAGGCAGUUACCCUGUUAAAGAUGCACAGGCUCGAUCUGACUGAGGUCCUGGAUGCUUCAUAUCAGAGUGAUUGUAGUGUGCGAGUCGGAUACCGUGUGUUUUUUUUUCCAAUAGUUUGUUUUGCUGGAAUUGUUUGGAAGGCGGUGAUUCUUUUUAUGUUUUUCCUGUUGUUGGCCCACUGAAGAUGAGAAUGAUUACAGUGGGUGGAGAAGAGCCAAACCUGAUAAAAAAUGUGCCCAAGGCAGCCAAGUGCAUAUUAUUUUUCUAUUCUGGAUGUACUCUAUGGCUGUCCCGGUAAAAGAAAACAAAUAAAAUUUGUCAUUUUUAACAUUUCGUUCAGUUAAAUUUUGAAUUCCCCCAAUUGUUUUGAAUUUACAGGGGUACUAGGAAUUUUGCAAUGCCAUUUUUCCCCCCAGUAGAUGGCAACAUUUGUUUGAUCCGGAGGGAUUAUGCAUGCACUUUUUAUUAGGAAAAACAAGCAAUGGGUUUAAUAAACAAAUAUUCUUCUUGUCACAGACUUUUUGAAUUUCUUGUAAAGUGUUUCAGUGAUUUUUAGCUUGACUGCAGGAUGAUUUUCUGUGAAUAGGGUGAAUUGGUUUAUUUCUAUAUGAGUUCUAUACUAGCAGGGGUUUUCUAGUGGAAGACAUCAAAUGGAUCAGCUUUAUGCUGACUUGGUUAGUAGUUUGGCUGCAUUUAAAAUCAAAUGCUUUACUACUAAUGUCUGAAUGAGGACACAGGAGAGGAGUAGGUAACAUAACAGUGACAUAAAGAUGAACUCGGCAUGUUCCGAUUAAAUACUACAUGCGUUCUAUGAAGAAUUAUUAUUUUUUAUUGUUUUGCUGUUAUUUUUUCAACUGUUGUGAAAUAAUUGGUUAUUAAAAAGUUUUAGAAGA